AUGUCGGGUGUUGGGGAAAUUCUCAAGGCGGUUGGUGCUUUUGGGCCGUUUCAGAAACGGCUGGUGCUGCUCACCGUGCUUCCCUGCCUCAGCAUGGCUUUCCACCAGUUUUGCCAACUUUUUAUGGUUGUGGAUGUGCCACACCACUGCAACACCAGCUGGAUCCUUGCUAUCGACCCCAGCCUGACAGAGGAAGAGCAGCUGAACCUCACGCUGCCCCGAGAUGCAGACGGGGAGUACGACGAGUGCUCCAUGUACUCACCAGUGGACUGGAACCUCAGCUCCAUCGUGGCAUAUGGCCUGAACACCACAGAGAAGUGCAGGAAUGGCUGGGUGUACCCCUCAACACAACCGCCGUCCCUGCUGACUGAGUUUGACCUGGUGUGUGACAGGAAGGACUUGAAUGGCAUCUCCCAGUCUUUCUACAUGUUGGGUCUCUUCCUAGGAUCCAUGAUCUUUGGGCCACUAAGUGACAGGAUCGGCCGACGGCCAGUCAUCCUGAUCUCCAUCCUCAUUCAGGGCUUUUUCGGUGUAGGAAUUGCCUUUGUGCCCCAUUUCUAUGUGUUCAUGGCCUUCAGAUGUGUCGUGGGGGCUUCGGUGUCGGGGAUCACGAUGACCAUACUGUCCUUAGCCACUGAAUGGGUGGGAGUCUCUGCCCGGCCAAAGGCAGUGCUUUUUUCCCACUGCUGCUUCGCCAUCGGACAGAUGAUUUUGGCUGGCUUGAGUUAUGGGAUCCGCAACUGGAGGCUGCUGGAGAUCGCAGGAUCUGCUCCUAUAUUCGUGGUUUUCUUCUACAUCUGGGUGCUACCAGAAUCAGCUCGGUGGCUGGUGACAAAAGGCAAAAUAGAAGAAGCUAAGAAGGUCCUUCAGAAGGCAGCAUCUGUCAACAAGAGCACCAUACCAGCAGAACUCCUGGAGCAGUUGAAGCCUGAGAAGAAGACCAAGUCUGGAAACAUUCUGGAUCUCUUUCGGAAGAAGCAUCUCCGGAACUUGACUUUAAUCAUGUCGUGCAUCUGGUUUGCAGACAGCCUUGUCUACUAUGGGCUGAGCCUCAACGUGACAAAUUUUGGUCUGGACAUCUACCUGACCCAGCUUGCCUUUGGAGCAGUGGAAAUCCCAGCCCGUAUUGGUUGUAUCUUCGCACUGCAGUGGUUUGGCAGAAAGAAAACCCAGGGUGUUUUCCUGCUGCUGAGUGGCCUGAUGUGUCUGAUCAUCACUGGCAUCCCUGAAGACCAGCUCGUGGUGACCACUGUCCUGGCCAUCAUUGGCAAGUUCACAGCCACAGCUUCCUUCUCCACCUCCUACGUCUACUCCGCAGAGCUCUUCCCCACGGUUGUCAGGCAGACUGGCGUGGGGCUGUGCUCCAUGGCAGCACGGGCGGCGGGGAUCCUGGCCCCGCUGAUCCACCUCCUGGACCAGUACCACCAUGCCAUCCCUAUAGCCAUCUAUGGGAGUGCCCCCGUGGUGGGGGGGCUGCUCUGCUACCUGCUGCCCGAGACCCGCGGCGUCGACCUGCCAGAUGACACGAGGGCACAUAGCCACUCCUCAGCUGAGAUCUGUGAAAAUGCCAACCGCAGCUCUGAAAAUGGAUGUGUGAAAGAAAAAGAUGGUGGCCAAGACAAUGAAUUCACAAAGACCACUUACUUCUAGCUGGGCCUGCAAGCAGCUGUGGCUAACGGCAACCUUGU
Molecule: messenger RNA, 1688 nt
Organism: Colius striatus (speckled mousebird)
Lineage: Eukaryota; Metazoa; Chordata; Aves; Coliiformes; Coliidae
Product: solute carrier family 22 member 13-like
Exons: 10
Coding region: 1-1650 (549 amino acids)
Biological process (GO): transmembrane transport
Cellular component (GO): membrane
Molecular function (GO): transmembrane transporter activity
Source: RefSeq, a predicted model, not a curated record